GCAAAUUUUAUGACAUUUUUUCGUUCUGUAAUUUCAUUGUUCGCGACGAUCACUUCCGUCUGUAGUUCCAGUUCUAGUGUGGAGCCUUACGAACUCCCCAAAUUAUUACAAUCCAAAUUCUUUCUGUUAAAUUCAAGUGUUCAGCACAGAUGAUGAUGAGCAAUUUUGUUUUCCCACCAAGUAAAAGUUAACCUAGGCUUAUAAGGUGCCGAACUUUUACACUCUGGAGACAGUCGAAGCAUGACUCCAAAAUGGCAUUAUUUCCUUCGCUGAGGGAUGACAAAACAUGCCAGUUCCAUUGAAACUCAGAGACCCCUCUUUUUCGCCAGUUGUAUCCACAUCCAUGACUCUGCACGGGAAACCGCCAAAGUAUUCAUAUUCAUCUGGAUCUGAUUUCAAACCCAGAGGUUCAGGAGCCAUGUCCCGCAGUUCAAGUCUUCUUGCAUCCCACUCAAGGUCCUACAUUUCUCCAGCUCGCUCAGCAUAUUUUGGGCCAUCUAUCUUUGAUGAUGAUUCAUCUCGAGAUGGGAGUGAAUCAAGAGACACCUCAUUUGCAAGUUCGCCAUCUUACAACAGCUCUAGUUUGUCCCGCAACUUUUUAAGUGACAAAUCAAGCUCGAAAGAACUAGGCUCAUCGAAUAAUGCCUAUCGCAGGAGCUCUCCCAUUUCUGUCAAUUUUGACGUUAAUGAUUUCAUGAGCAAGUAUUCCCCGGAUAACUACGUACCAGGAACAUAUAGGUCCAAAGAAAAAGCCAGUUCCUCAUUCAAAUCUAAUAACUCCGACGAUUUGGAGGUCAGAGCAUCAAGGGCAGUCAUCCAGCCAAGGUAUCCUCAUUCGUUGGCUCCCAUGUCAUCCGCUCAUGAGAAUUUUUCAUCAUCAGCCAAUUUCAAUUCCAAUUCAACCCUGGAUCCUCUAGGGCCCAAAAUGAAAGCAAUGCAUUUAACAGACGAAAAUCACAACAUGGUUGGCUACAGUAUUACAAACGGAGAAGACAAAUGCUACUCAGACUUGGCCAACAGUGGAUCAAGGAAUAAAAAGUGUUACAAUUGCCCAAGUCCUGCCAAAGAUACAGCAGAAAGAGCUGUUGUCAAAGGCCUUCGGAAUGUCGGAAAUACGUGUUUCAUGAACUCAGUCUUGCAAUGUUUAAACCGAACCCCUCCACUAGUGUCGUACAUUCUAAAUCAUGAAUACAUCAAUGACCUCACCAAUUCUAAAUGUGCUGAUUUAUUUAGAGCUUUUGCAGAGCUGAUAGAGAAAAUGAAUGACAACAUUUCUCGGUCUCCAAUUUCUGCUCAGUCAUUCAAGAAUGAACUUCAGCAGUAUGCCAGACAGUUUGUCGGGCGCAACCAGCAUGAUGCUCAAGAAUUUUUACGAUAUCUUUUGCAAGGCUUGCAUGAAGCUAUCAAUCAGGGGCAGAAAAAAAUCACAUCAGCUAAAAACUUAGAUGAUUUAAGCGAAUCGGAAAAAGCGGAAGAGUCUUGGCGCCAAUACAAUAUUUUAGAACGAAGCAAAAUUAUUGACUUUUUUGUCGGUCAGAUGAAAUCUAGUCUGAAAUGCACUGUCUGCGACAAGUGCUCAAAUACCUAUGAAAUUUUUUGGGAUGUUUCCCUACCAUUACCUGAAUUGAGUAGCCGGACCACUUUACGAGAUUGCCUCACUGAAUUCACAAAAGAAGAAGUUCUAGAUGGGAAAAACAUGCCGGUAUGCGCUGGCUGCAAGAAACCAAGGAAAUGUACAAAGAGAUUCCAAUUCCAAAAACUACCCAAAAUAUUAGUACUUCACUUGAAACGAUUCACAAGCUAUACCUCUCCCACUUCAUCGUACCUGUCGAGUCGGUGGACGAGAUCUUCUGUCAAUGUCGAUUUUCCUAUGAAUCUUGACAUGACUGAAUUUGCAUCAACCAGGGAACUGAGCGCUAUCAAAUAUUCUUUGUACGGGUUUUCCUGCCACUCAGGAACACUCGAUGCUGGUCACUAUGUAGCCUACUGUAAAAAUAUUCGCACUGAUGAAUGGUUUGAAUUCAACGACUCAGAGGUAAUCCCUGUUUCCACAUCAGAGGUUCUUAGGAAGCAACCCUACUUACUUUUCUACCAACAAAUUGGCUCAGCUUCAGAGGUUUAUCAUGUUUGAACCGAUUCCUAAAAUGAAGAUAUGCAACUCACUAUUCAAAAACUGUUUGACUUACACGUUUUCAGCAAGUACAUUCUAGGACUCAGUCUUUUCUUUUUUUUGUCCUGUCCUAAUCUAUUAAUCGGAACUAUUCCUGUUUUAGGAAACCUUUUUUUUUCAUUUAUUUACUUGUAUUUUAAUGCACUGCUUGUUUUUGAGGAGUGUACUCAUGUAAUUUAUUAUAUUUAUUAUUUACCUAAGUAUUUCGUUACCAUGAUGAUGAUAAUGCAAGUAUUGUGAUCUUUGAUCAAACAAUUUGAUCAAAUCGGUUUAGGCAACCUUCAGUGAGGUUUGAUUCUUCAUUCACUGAAGACGUUAUCGGUAGGAAAUUUGUACUCUGAUGUCAGGCUUUGUAGGUUGCUCCACCUCUGUAGCCUAUCAGUGAAUUAUCUCUUUUCAAUCUUGAAUCACUAAAGAUUGUUGACAGCUGAUCAUUUAUUUUAGAACCAACGGCAA
Messenger RNA from Bemisia tabaci, 2626 nucleotides. Its product is annotated as ubiquitin carboxyl-terminal hydrolase 2. Gene Ontology annotation, molecular function: cysteine-type deubiquitinase activity. Gene Ontology annotation, biological process: protein deubiquitination. The record is from RefSeq and is a predicted model, not a curated record. NCBI's taxonomy places the organism in Eukaryota, Metazoa, Arthropoda, Insecta, Hemiptera, Aleyrodidae.